Molecule: messenger RNA, 528 nt
Organism: Prunus armeniaca (apricot)
Lineage: Eukaryota; Viridiplantae; Streptophyta; Magnoliopsida; Rosales; Rosaceae
Source: the annotation of a GenBank genome assembly
AUGGACACAAUUGCAAUUUUGGUUUGCUACAAUGGCAAAUGGGUAACCUCAAAGAAGAUGUGCACAUAUGAAAGGGGUGACUCAAAAGGCAUAAUAGUUUCGCGAAACAUCAAGUUUGGUGAGCUUUUGGAACGAGUGCAUAAGGUUGUUAAUAGAGACAACAUGGAAGACAAGAUUUGUUUAAAGUUCUUAGUUUCAAUAUCCUCGAAUGAGUGUAAGCAUAUCAAGAUUGAGGACAAUGAUGAUGUUAAAUUUUUUAUUAAGUACAUUUGUGAAGUAAUUCCUUCGAAAGUGGCUCCUUUACUGGUGAGCAUAGAAGACAGAGGAGUGACAAAUGUCGUAGGUGAUCGUAUACAUAUCACGACGGAUAUGAGUCGGAUGGCCUAUUCUUCAAAUGCCAUAGUUGAAAGCAAUGGUGAUGUACAUGGGGAUUUUGGAACAGAAUAUUUAGACAUGAUUGAUUUUACAAGGGUGGAGGGGAUGCAUAGUGGUGAAUUCCGACACAAGGACAUACAUCCACACCGAUGA